Molecule: messenger RNA, 8034 nt
Organism: Gavialis gangeticus (Gharial)
Lineage: Eukaryota; Metazoa; Chordata; Crocodylia; Gavialidae
Gene: CDK12
Product: cyclin dependent kinase 12
Exons: 15
Coding region: 276-4730 (1484 amino acids)
Biological process (GO): transcription elongation by RNA polymerase II; positive regulation of transcription elongation by RNA polymerase II; protein phosphorylation
Cellular component (GO): cyclin/CDK positive transcription elongation factor complex; nucleus
Molecular function (GO): RNA polymerase II CTD heptapeptide repeat kinase activity; cyclin-dependent protein serine/threonine kinase activity; ATP binding
Source: RefSeq, a predicted model, not a curated record
CGGGGUGGGGACGCGGGCCCGGGGCAGCCUCCAGCCUCGUGUUGCGGGGCCGGAGCUCGCGUCCAGCCCGGGACCCGGUCCCCAGAGCGCCCCUCAUGUAGCAGGGCGAGGCGCGGGGCCAGGGGCAGGCAGGGCGUGAGGGGGCAGCCACUGUGAAUGUUGGGUGGAGGGGGGAGGGGCACGGGCAGGGGAGAGCAGCCUUGCCCCGGGGGGUGACUGGUUUUGGGGCUUCGGAGGAUUCCCCCCUCCCCUCUUUGGAGCACAGUGGAGGAGGAAUGCCCAACCCAGAGAGACAUGGGGGCAAGAAGGAUGGGGGUGGAGGGGGGUCCUCACAGCAUGCAGCCAGCAGCGGCAGCUCAAACAGCAGGGAAAGGCACCGGCUGGCCACCAAGCACAAGAGGCACAAGUCCAGGCACUCCAAAGACUCGCCGCUGGCGGCCCAAGAGACGACGGCGCCACUCGGUGCAAUGAUCAAGCCACUGGUGGAGUACGACGACAUCAGCUCAGACUCAGACACCUUCUCGGAUGAUGUGGCCCUCAAACUGGAAAGGAGGGAGAACGAUGAGAAGAAAGGGGGUUCGGACAGGAGCGACAGGCUGCACAAGCACCGGCAUCACCAGCACAAACGUAUUCGUGAGCUGAUGAAGAGCAAGCAGGCAGAAAAGGAAAAGAAACUGGAAAAGAACCAGGAGGUAUCCGGCAGGUUGGGGUCCAUCAAGGACAGGGUGGCCGGGACCUCCAAGAGACUGAAUGAGGAGAAUGAGGAGCAUCCUAAGUCACAGUCCUCAAAGAGCAGUGGCAAAGAGUCCCGCUCAGCCAAAGCGCACAAGGAGAAGUCCCGGAAGGAGCGGGAGCUCAAGUCUGGCCACAAAGACCGAAGUAAAAGCCAUCGGAAAAGGGAGGCUCCAAAGAGCUACAAAUCUGCUGACAGUCCAAAGCGGAAAUCCAGGAGCCCCCAUAGGAAAUGGUCUGACAGCCCUAAACUGGAUGACAGCCCCUCGGGAGCAUCCUACAUCCAGGAGUAUGACUUCAGCCCCCCACGCUCGCACACGUCUAGCAACUAUGACUCUUACAAGAAGAGCCCUGGUGGCUCAUCAAGGAGGCAGUCACUCAGCCCGCCCUACAAGGAACCUGCAGCCUACCAGUCUAACACUCGGUCUCCAAGCCCUUACAGCCGGAGGCAGAGGUCUGUCAGCCCAUACAACAGAAGGCGCUCUUCGAGUUACGAGAGGGGAAGCGGGUCAUACAGUGGGAGGUCACCCAGCCCAUAUGCCCGACGACGCUCAAGCAGCCCUUUUGUUGUGAAGCGGUCAGUGAGUCGAAGUCCAGUACCCAGGAAGUCUGUGAAGUCCCGAAGUCGAAGUCCUGCAUAUUCAAGGCACGCGUCAUCUCACAGUAAAAAGCAGAGAUCUGGUUCACGCAGUCGCCAUUCCAGCAUAUCGCCUGCUAGACUACCGUUGAACUCUAGUCUUGGUGCAGAGCUCAGCAGGAAGAAAAAGGAGCGAGCUGCUGCAGCAGCAGCAGCAGCAAAGGUAGAUGGGAAGGAGGCAAAGGAUUCACCUGUCUUCACGUCUAGAAAAGAAAACAGCUCAUCUGAGGUAAAGGAGUUGGGGACGGAGCCAAAAAAGGUAACCAAAAUAAUUAAAUCGGAGAAGUCAUCCUCAGAUACAGAACUGGUUAACUUGAUACAUGUGAAUGCAGAGACUAAAACAUCAGUAGAGACAAAAAUCAAGGCAGAAGAGAACUCUGAGAGGAAGCAUCCCCCUCCAGUUAAAGAUUCAAAAACAAUGGGGAAAAAAGAUUUGAAGCCAGUAGUAGUGAAAGAGGAGAUCGUGACUCCAAAAGAGACUGAGCCAACAGAAAAGGAAAACCCGUCCUUGCUGCCCUUGAUCAAAUCGCCUCAACCUCCUCCUCUACCGACAACCACCCCGCCACCUCAGACUCCACCAUUGCCCCCUUUGCCUCCAUCACCUGCUGUUCCACCUAUGCCACCCUCACAGGUGACUCCUGUUCAGGUCCCUACAUCAGUCCCAGCCUCUCUGCCAUCUUUGUCCCACCCACGGACAUCUGCUUUAUCCACUCAGGCCAACUCUCAGCCCUCUGUCCAGGUCUCCAUGAAAACACAAGUGUCUGUAACAGCUGCUAUCCCACACCUGAAGACUUCAACGUUGCCUCCACUCCCGCUCCCUCCCAUUUUAGUUGGGGAAGAUGACUUAGAUAGUCCCAAGGAGAUUGUUCCUCCAAAACCUGUGAAGAGAGAGAGAGAGCAGAGACCUCGGCACUUACUCACUGACCUCCCGCUUCCUCCAGAGCUUCUUGGAGGGGAUCCAUCACCCCCAGAGUCUCCAGAGCCAAAGGCAGCCACACCACCUCAACCACCAUUCAAAAAGAGACCAAAAAUUUGUUGUCCUCGUUAUGGUGAGAGGAGACAGACUGAAAGUGACUGGGGCAAGCGUUGCGUGGAUAAAUUUGAUAUUAUUGGGAUUAUUGGAGAAGGAACAUAUGGGCAAGUGUACAAAGCCAAGGACAAAGAUACAGGUGAGCUGGUUGCCCUAAAGAAGGUGCGGCUGGACAAUGAGAAGGAGGGCUUCCCUAUCACAGCCAUCCGCGAAAUCAAAAUUCUCCGACAGUUGAUCCAUCGCAGCGUUGUUAAUAUGAAGGAAAUUGUUACAGACAAAGAAGAUGCACUAGAUUUCAAAAAGGACAAAGGUGCCUUUUACCUUGUGUUUGAAUACAUGGACCAUGAUCUAAUGGGGCUGCUAGAAUCUGGCUUAGUACAUUUCUCAGAGGACCAUAUCAAGUCUUUCAUGAAACAGUUAAUGGAGGGUUUGGAUUAUUGUCACAAAAAGAAUUUUCUUCAUAGAGACAUUAAGUGCUCCAACAUCUUAUUAAACAACAGUGGACAGAUCAAACUUGCAGAUUUUGGACUUGCCCGACUGUACAGCUCUGAAGAGAGCCGUCCAUAUACGAAUAAAGUCAUUACAUUAUGGUAUCGACCUCCAGAAUUGCUGCUAGGUGAGGAGCGUUACACACCAGCCAUAGAUGUAUGGAGCUGUGGUUGUAUCCUCGGGGAACUGUUUACAAAGAAACCUAUUUUUCAAGCCAAUCUGGAACUGGCUCAGCUUGAAUUAAUCAGUCGACUCUGUGGGAGCCCCUGCCCAGCUGUGUGGCCGGACGUCAUCAAGCUGCCCUACUUCAACACUAUGAAACCUAAGAAGCAAUACCGAAGGCGUCUGCGUGAGGAGUUCUCCUUCAUUCCUUCAGCUGCUCUCGAUCUGCUGGACCAUAUGCUGACUCUAGACCCCAGCAAACGUUGCACAGCAGAACAGGCCCUGCAGAGCGACUUCCUCAAGGAUGUUGACCUCAGCAAGAUGGCUCCUCCAGACCUCCCUCACUGGCAGGAUUGCCACGAGCUGUGGAGCAAAAAGCGGCGACGGCAGCGGCAGAGUGGAAUUGCAGUAGAAGAGCCGCCGUUGUCUAAAGUUUCUCGGAAAGAAACUACCUCUGUAACGAGCACAGACACUGUCAAGAACAACAGCAGCCCAGUGCAUCCACCACCUGCCCCACUCAAGACCGAGCCCAGUGUUGGAGAUGCAGUAGGCCUUGGAGAAAUCACACAGCAACUGAAUCAAAGUGAACUGGCUGUUUUACUGAACUUGUUGCAGAGCCAGACUGAUCUCAGCGUCUCACAGAUGGCCCAGCUGUUGAAUGUACACUCUAACCCAGAGAUGCAGCAGCAGCUGGAAGCUCUCAACCAGUCCAUCAAUGCUUUGACAGAAGCCACAGCUCAGCAGCAGGACUCUCAGAAAGUGGCCGUGGAGGAAGCUGUAGAAGAGCCACCUGCUGAAGUCCAGGCACCAGAGGAGCAGGCAACUCCAGAACCAGCUAGCACUCAGGGAGAUGUGCAGAAUGUGCUGGCCGUUCUACUGAGUCAGCUCAUGAAGACCCAGGAGACUGAUAACCUGGAGGAAAGCAAUGGGGAAAAAAGCAGUGAGCAACGGGGGCCAAGGAAAACCCCUACAGUGCAUCAGGAGGAAAGCACAGCAUGUCCUCCUCGCAUUCUCCCACCAGAGAAGAGACCCCCAGAGCCCCCUGGACCACCACCGCCACCACCUCCUCUGUCUGAAGGAGAUAUCUCCAGUGCUGCACAGGAGCUGAACCCAGCCGUGACGGCUGCUCUGCUGCAGCUUUUUUCUCAGCAAGAGGCGGAGCCGCCAAGCCACCAGACGCAUGAAAACCAAGCCUUGAGAUCUGCAGAUUACGCCAGAUCGCACUCAUCCAGGACUUACAAUACUGAGGGGCCUGAGGGGGGAUUUGGUGCUGAUGAGCGGAAUUCUGGCCAAACUUUAACAGAAUCCUCAGCCCAGACUCUGGGGAAAAGCAGGACCUUUUUGGGCUCUGUGAGCCACCUUGGGGAGUCAAGCAAUUACCAGGGCACAGGAUCUGUCCAGUUUCCAGGGGACCAGGACCUCCGCUUUGCCAGAGUCCCCGGAGCAUUACACUCUGGGCAGUCCUUUGUAAAAGCCGAGGGGAGCAACAACACACUGGUACACCCAGAGGCCAAAAUUCAAAACUACAGCGAGCUGGGAUCAGGGACUGCUGGUUCCAGUGGGGCAGGAACAGGUCACAACUGGGGUGCCCCCACCCAGGCUGCUUCUUAUGGGAAGGCCUACCGUGGGCCUAGUAGAGUGCCUCCAAGGGGGGGAAGGGGGAGAGGUGUUCCUUAUUAACAGACUUGAGUUGUGUGCUGAUCUCCUUCCCUCCCUUGCCUCUCGACCUUUAGCGAAAUGAUUUUUUCCAGAGCAAGGUAUCAUCUGCAUUUCAGCUACUGCAAAGCUCUAUGUUGUAUUCCUUGCUCGCUAGGCUGCUAGCAGGUACCCUACAAGAUGCUGUAGAAUCCCAACUUGGGUGUCCUGCUAGCAAAACCUCUCAGACUCGGUUAGUGACAAAAACCAGAGUUUUCUGCCCUAGCUGGUAGAUGGUUAAAAAAUAUUUAAAAAAAGAGGGAAAAUAUUUGGAAGGAAUAAAAUUGUUUUACUAGCCUGGCACCAGUGUUUCUCAGAAAGAGAGAACCAUCCUAGUGUUCAGGUAGGACUCAGAGAGGGUCAGUUUCACAAGGUAAUUACUUGUUUUGUUUCUUUUUUUUUUUUUCAAUCCCUUUAAAAAAAAAACAAACAAACAAACAAAAACCUGUUGCUAGAAUGGCACCUAGAUCACCUAUACUGAAUUUGGAGAACCAGGAAAUGGCACUGGCUUGUGUUAAGAAUUUUUAUUAAGCAUCUCCUUCUUUCCACUAAGCAGCUGGACACCCUUUUCCCCUCUUUUCUUUCCCAAGUCAAACCUUCUCUCCAGGUUACAUGUUUGGGAUGCCGUGAGCCCAAUCUUGUUGGCUCCCAGACGCUAGAUCACUUAUAUUUUGAUCGUAGCCUUAGUGCGUUGGCUUUUGUGAAGGGUCUCUUUGGGUUUUAUAUAUUUUUUCGUCUGCCAUACAUUUACAAUGGAACUGGUCUUUUUAGAAGCUCAAGAGCCGAAGAGAACUCCUAACUUAAAAUAUAUAUCUUUGUAAAUCUUCAAUUCCAAAACAUUUUUUAAGUGUUAAGGGAAAAAAGGGUUGGCUUUUUUUUUGUUCUAGUGGGGAAACUUUACCAUCCGGAAGUGUCUUAUGUAAACGUCAGUUGUAGUCUUGGAGCUGAAGUCUGUCUGACAGCAUUUUAAAUUGGGCUGGCAGCAUUUCAGUACUUCAAGGGUUAACUGGCGUUAAUGUAUAAUUUCUAUUCACAAGUAUAUUUUUCUUGUCAAGGAAGUAUUUACAAUGAAUUUUCUCCUCUUGCAGAACAUUGCAAUGUUGUCCAUUUCAGUGAAAUUUAAACAGGAAAAAAAUGAAUAAAACCUAUGUAUUUAUGGGCUUUUUCAAGUGGGCCUUUCCUACAGAAAACAUGACACAUCACUACUUUUCAUUUUAAAAAUGACAGUGUUUGAAAUAUAAAAUGGAUUGGGAUUCAUGAAGCUGCGAGACCUUAUUGCAAAAGAAAUUUAGGAUUUUCUUUUCUUUUUAUAUCUUAAAAAAAAAGUUAAAGACAAAAAACCCCCACACCCUUGAAGGUGAUCCAUCGUUACCUGGAGGGGGAAAAAAUCUGCCUUAAACAGAGCCAAGCAACUGUGUAAGGAAUAACUUUGCAGAGGAAGGAGGGAGGGAUGAGGAGAAUGCCUGUAAUAAUGAGCCCCUUGUAUGAAUAAAAAAAAAAAGAGCAAAAUGUUAUGUUGUUGAUUCAGCAAAGACUUGUAACACGGUUUGUAAAAUUCCAAAUGUAAGUUUUCAGGGUUUUUUUUUUUCCCCCAAUUGCCAGUUCAUGCCUAAUGUGCAAACCCCAGUACUGUAAGAACAUACAGAGUGCACUAAAAAAAAAAGGUGGUAACCUCUAGACACUUAAAUAUACUCAUACUUUUUCCUUGUCAAUGUUCAGCUGCCAGCUGUUCUGGUAUGUUUUAAGGUGCCCUGGCUUUUCCUCCCUAGCCCGUCUAAUUUAUAUGGGGAAAUUGUUACAGCACUGAAUCUCUACAGGAAACGGAUGCCUCCAUUUUUUUAUUUUCCUUUCUACUUUAUCAGUUUCAUCCAUGGAUUUGUCAGCCUUACCAGAAGCAUUUUAAGGAACGUUCAUCUGUUUGAAAUCCCCCUCCAGUGUUACUCAUCUAUGUGCUUUUCUCAACUACUCAUGGGGUACCAAGCCUCUGUCUUGGAGAGUUCUCUAUGUGACCAGACCCCUUCAGCUUCCCAGUAGACUGUAGCCUCUGUAUGUGGAGCAGCUGACAGGAUUGAUGGCAUGAUCUUUCCUUGCUUUUGUAGUGGAACUUGUCUCCAAAUUCCGAAAAUAAUUGGUGCUGUUCCCUCCCACCUGUCCCUCAGUGAAUAGAGAACUUUUGCCCUGCCAGAUUUCCUCACCAAAGUGAAUGAGUAGUCAUUGACACUGUCUACAUCUUCGUUCCAAACAACCUGCUAUAAUUAUAGGUUAUCUACAAAUGUUUCAGCAGUCAGUAACUUUAUGCAGGAUGCCCUGAACUGUGCUGUGGAUCUCAAAGGGAGUGAUGAUUGCAAGAUGAAUUUUUGUUCCCCUUUUGGGUAUGCAACUUAAGAUAAUAAAGAUCUUGUUUUUUAAAGUUUUAGGUUCAGGAUUCCUGUACACACCCUUUUCACUUUUUUGGGCAUCAUCCAGUGCUACUUCCAAUCAAUGGAACCCACCUGCCUACUUCAAUAGGCACUAAAGUCAUGCUUUUUAAAUACCUUGACAUUUUUGAGAAAGACAUGCUAUUUAUUUAUGUGCACCUGGGUUAUUUGUUUGUUUGCAUUUUUUCCUUUUAGACAUGGUGGGGAAACUUUUUGGCAGAAUUAAAUUUCUUGGAAUUGACCAAGCUCCAUCCAAAAACGUUUUUUCUAAAUUGUACCAUGAAGACAAUAAUCCUAUUCAAAGAUGCGACUCGCACAGAGGAGAAAAUAUGGCUUUACUUCUGAUGAUGGGAGCAGUAGGUGGACAGGGCGCACCCACUUGAGUUCAAGGGCACAUAUCUUUACCUUGUAUUCCUGAUCCUGGGGGUGGGGAGUCAUGGAAGCCAUUCAUUUUUUCUCUUUCAUUAUCAGUAUCUAAAUUUAUGUGAAGGGACUCUGUAUAAAGAAGACUAAAGGAUUUAUACAGGAAAACCAAUUGCAUGUAUUAAAUUAAAACAGCUGGUGGUGCCAGUUAGAAAGUUCAUCAGAAGGCAGUACACCCCUCUUUCUUUUUUUUCCUUAAUAUGGAAUAUCUUUGGGUUUAAAUGCCAAUGUCCAAAACCUGUAGCCACUGUGUUCCCCAACAGAGAAGUGUCUGAUAAAACAUCUUUAUUGUACCUCUCCCAAGUUUCAUUUUUGAGACUGAGCGCGCCUUUUUUUGGUUGUACCUUUGUCUCUGUACAGAUAUUUUGUAAUAUAUUAAAUUUUUUUUCUUUUCAGUUUAUAAAAAUGGAAAGUGGAGAUUGGAAAAUUAAAUAUUUCCUGUUACUGUA